Acanthosepion pharaonis is the source of this 948-nucleotide messenger RNA. The record is from the annotation of a GenBank genome assembly. Lineage: Eukaryota; Metazoa; Mollusca; Cephalopoda; Sepiida; Sepiidae.
AUGCCGUUCAUUGAUUAUUGUCUGCAUGCAAUCUUUUUUCUGAUUGCUCCGAUGAUUUAUUUGUCUAUAAGUAUCUAUCUAUCUAUCUUUCUAUCUCAGUAUAUUCAUAUCUAUCUAUCUAUCUUUCUAUCUCAGUAUAUUCAUAUCUAUCUAUCUAUCUUUCUAUCUCAGUAUAUUCAUAUCUAUCUAUCUAUCUUUCUAUCUCAGUAUAUCUAUCUACUUAUCUAUCUAUCUAUCUUUCUAUCUCAGUAUAUUCAUAUCUAUCUAUCUAUCUUUUCUAUCUCAGUAUAUUCAUAUCUAUCUAUCUAUCUUUCUAUCUCAGUAUAUUCAUAUCUAUCUAUCUAUCUUUCUAUCUCAGUAUAUUCAUAUCUAUCUAUCUAUCUUUCUAUCUCAGUAUAUUCAUAUCUAUCUAUCUAUCUUUCUAUCUCAGUAUAUUCAUAUAUCUAUCUAUCUAUCUUUCUAUCUCAGUAUAUUCAUAUAUUCUAUCUAUCUAUCUUUCUAUCUCAGUAUAUUCAUAUCUUCAUUCAUCUAUCUUUCUAUCUCAGUAUAUUCAUAUCUAUCUAUCUAUCUCAUCUUUCUAUCUCAGUAUAUUCAUAUCUAUCUAUCUAUCUUUCUAUCUCAGUAUAUUUAUAUCUAUCUAUCUAUCUUUCUAUCUCAGUAUAUAUCUAUCUAUCUAUCUAUCUUUCUAUCUCAGUAUAUUCAUAUCUAUCUAUCUUUCUAUCUCAGUAUAUUCAUAUCUAUCUAUCUAUCUAUCUCAGUAUAUUUAUAUCUAUCUAUGUUUCUAUCUCCGUAUAUUCAUAUCUAUCUAUCUAUCUAUCUUUCUAUCUCAGUAUAUUCAUAUCUAUCUAUCUUUCUAUCUCAGUAUAUUCAUAUCUAUCUAUCUUUCUAUCUCAGUAUAUUAAUAUCUAUAUCUAUCUCAGUAUAUUAAUAUCUAUCUCAACAUAUUAA